Protopterus annectens (West African lungfish) is the source of this 1137-nucleotide messenger RNA. RefSeq names its product 60S ribosomal protein L5-B-like. Gene Ontology annotation, biological process: ribosomal large subunit assembly; translation. Gene Ontology annotation, molecular function: 5S rRNA binding; structural constituent of ribosome. The transcript has 8 exons. Gene Ontology annotation, cellular component: ribosome; cytosolic large ribosomal subunit. Lineage: Eukaryota; Metazoa; Chordata; Ceratodontiformes; Protopteridae. The coding region runs from base 136 to 1026 and encodes 296 amino acids. The record is from RefSeq and is a predicted model, not a curated record.
AUGAUUUACUGUUCCGUACGGCAGCUAUUUCUGCGCGUGCGUAAACGUGUAAGGCCCUUUUGAUUUAUUGAAGCCCGUAACUGAAAUUCGCUACCUGAAGAGUUCCGAAGAGGAACUGAUAAAGGUUCUGUAAAAAUGGGGUUUGUAAAAGUGGUCAAGAGCAAAGCUUACUUCAGGAGAUACCAAGUCAAAUUCCGGAGAAGACGAGAGGGCAAGACUGAUUAUUUUGCAAGAAAGAGACUAGUGAUCCAAGAUAAGAAUAAGUACAAUACCCCAAAAUAUCGACUUAUUGUGCGCAUCACAAACCGGGACAUUAUUAGUCAGAUAGCGUACGCCAGAAUAGAGGGAGAUAUGAUUGUUUCUGCAGCAUACUCUCAUGAACUCCCCAAAUAUGGCGUGAAAGUCGGGCUGACAAAUUACGCAUCAGCUUACUGUACAGGACUUCUGCUCGCUCGCAGGUUGCUGAAUAAAUUUGGAUUGGACACCAUUUAUGAAGGGCAGGUUGAAAUCACAGGCGAUGAAUACAAUGUCGAGAGUGUGGAUGGUCAUCCCAGUGCUUUCACUUGUUACCUGGAUGCUGGCCUUGCAAGAACCACCACAGGAAACAAAGUGUUUGCAGUAAUGAAAGGUGCAGUGGAUGGAGGACUUGCGAUACCUCACAGCAUUAAGCGUUUCCCUGGCUAUGACUCUGAGAGCAAAGAGUUCAAUGCAGAAGUUCACCGACGAUACAUCUAUGGACUGAACAUUGCAGAUUAUAUGGCACAACUAAAUGAGGAUGAUGAGGAUGCUUUCAAGAAGCAGUUUUCUCGCUACAUUAAGAAUGGUGUUGCCUCCGAUUCAGUGGAAAAGAUGUAUAAAGCAGCACAUACUGCAAUCCGGGCCAGUCCUGUCCAUGUGAAGAAACCCAAGAGGGAUGUAAAGAUCAAACGUUGGAACCGGGCCAAGCUUUCACUGGCUCAGCGUAAAGAUCGUGUUGCACAGAAGAAGGCCAGCUUCCUGCGAGCCCAAAAAGCUGAAGAGGACUAGAAUAUUGCGCACAAAAGGGAAAGUAAAGUUUAAAUUCUCCGGAACAUAACAUUGCUGUCAUCAGUGAAAAAUAAAAAAGGGGAAAAACAAAAAUAAAAAUGCAUAAAGUAA